Messenger RNA from Pieris brassicae (large cabbage white), 2092 nucleotides. RefSeq lists its product as uncharacterized. The transcript has 3 exons. The coding region runs from base 360 to 2000 and encodes 546 amino acids. NCBI's taxonomy places the organism in Eukaryota, Metazoa, Arthropoda, Insecta, Lepidoptera, Pieridae. The record is from RefSeq and is a predicted model, not a curated record.
GCCACUCGCCAGUUAGCCGAGUGCCUUCGUGCGAAGUGGUUGCGUUUGUCACAGAGUGUCAGUGUUUGUAUGUGUCUGGUCUGCCUGCUCUCUCGCUGAACAGUUAGCCGCCUGCGCCAGCGCAUCCCCGGGUCAUCGACCGCGCGAGUAUGAACGCGCGCCCCCUUACCUGCUCCCGACUCUGACAGAAACCCACCAGGUGCUUACAGAGAUUUUCUAAAGAAACCUUGGCGACUUAAAAGAGUGACGAAGAGUUUAUUGCCAGUUCUUCUCGUCCGUUCUAUGCCCUUGAUUUGAGAAGUGACUGGAAUACGUAAUCAUAAAUAUACAGAGUAACUGAAGUUAUAAGUAUACAGGGCAUGCGCGGGUGGUGUGCGGCGGGUGCCGGCGGUCGGUGGAGAGCGCGGUGCGCCGCCGUGCUGCUCGCGUGGUGCGCGCUCGCCGCGUUCAUGCUUGCCCCGCGGCUACAGACGCCGACAACUGGGAGCAGACCCGCGCGACCUGCACGCCUCCUGCUGCAGAGCGAGCCCGCCGCCUCCACGUCCGCUCCUCCAUCCUCCCUUGCCCCCGCUCUACCCGCUACCGACACGCGAGUUCUCACAGAAGAAGAACUGCGUGCCGAUGCGGAACGCCGAUUGCCCUCGCUACCGCUUUCCUAUUGGCACAAGCACAAGGACGACAAGAACAAAUUCUACAAGAAAAAGGACUGUGCGCCCUUCCCCUCUAUAUACGACAUUGAGUUCCAUAACACUUAUUGGCAAACUUUGCGCGCCAAGGGUGAGGUAUUCCAUUUGUAUGGCGCGUACAUGGAUGCCCGCAAUGCCUCACGAAUCGGACCUGCCGUGCGCGUCCUAGCUGUUCACGAUCGCAUUAAACCGACGCUCGCCACUCACUGCCAGCUCUGGUUCGAGGAGCGCGAGGCACCCGUAGUGGUGCGAAACCUCGAGUACAAGUAUGUGUGGAAUAGUAAAUGGGGCAAUUACCGGGACGGCGUGCUGCAGCCUUACCUGAUGGCCUGCGUGCUUCCUGCUGACGUGCGUCACCUCGUGCCGGCCUCCGUUUCACUGGUGGCCAACCCCUGCGACCGCGCAACUAACAAUUUGCGCGUACACAACGACCGACCUCCAACCCCGGCUGAACGUAAAGAUUUUGCCGUCUGCGUGAAAGGGCUGGAUUUCUUACAUGAGGAUCUCUCGGUCAGGCUCGUCGAGUGGAUAGAGAUGGUGCGCCUGCUCGGUGCGCACAAGAUUUUCUUCUACGAGCUCCAGGUUCAUCCAAACAUCACAAAAGUUUUAGAUUACUAUCAGGAUCUCGGCGUCGUGGAAGUGACGCCUAUAACUCUGCCUGGUGGACAACCAAACUUGCCAGGCUUGCAGCACAUGUAUCUCAAAAAGAAAACGACACAUAAACGACAGAUGGAGCUGAUACCGUACAACGACUGCUUGUAUCGCCAUAUGUACCAAUACCGCUGGUUGGCACUGCUUGACAUUGACGAAGUGAUAGUGCCGUUGGAAGACGGUGACUGGGGAGCGUUAAUGCGGCGUAUUCUACCAUUGUCAACACCCGCUUCGGGAAAGCCGCCGCGCACUUCAUAUCAUGCGUCUAACCUAUAUUUCCUUGACUCAUUGCAACAUGAACACGCUUGGGAAGAGGGUGUUCCGCGUUACCUGCACAUGUUACAGCACGUGUACCGCACUCGCAACUUUACCAAACCGGGCCAGUACGUCAAAGCGUUUCACGAGACGGACCGCGUGCUGGCUCUGCACAACCAUUUUCCUCUGGCUUGCCUUGGAGGUGCCUGCAGCUCAUAUGCGCUAGAGACGCGACACGCGCGUCUGCAGCACUAUCGCGCCGACUGCGUCACGGCGCUUAGUAAGACGUGUGCCGAUUUGCGUGCGCAGCCGGUGCGGGAUACAGCCCUGUGGCGUUGGCGGGAGCCGCUAGCUGCCAGUGCAACUGCGGCGCUUUCUGCAUUAGGAUUCCUGCCUCCCAACCGGUGACCCCGUCGCUCCGCGCCUAUCCGCCUCAUACGCUUAAUCUAUUCAUACAUAAUAUCCAACUCUAGUUAUUAAAUGUAUUUUUAUAGUUUAAA